AUGUUAAACUGUACCGAUCUCGCCUGCGUCCUGCAUCAUCACCAUUUCUACGCUCAUCUGCAUCACCUGAAGCACCAUCUGCAGGAUGACCACGAUCAUCACCAUGGGCAUCACGGGCACGAGAGUCACGACCAUCACCAUGAAGCAGAAACAGACGGUAUUUCGAAGGCCAAUCGCGAUCCGCUCACGAUGACGAUCCUUGGCGAGCCGUCUGCCGGCGUGGUGCAUCAUCCCCAGCAGCAACAGCAACAGCAGCUGCUAUCACUACACCACCAACUCCGGUCAUCGGCCGCAUACAACGGAACUCACGCCGAACUGCUAACAGCCGCUGGAGAAGGGAGUGACGUAGACAAUGGCAAUAUACAGGAUUUACUCAACGAUACAGAUUCCGAGCUUUCUUCUCUGUCCCAUCUUGAUGCUCCCAACGAUGUGCUGUAUAUGAUAUGUGGAGUCGUCAUCGCCAUGGUCCUCGUGGGCCUCAUCAUAGUUUUAGUUGCAGUUACAAUCAGUAAGCUGAGAAAGCGGGAAGAGUCGUCGACGGUGAGCCCGGUGACGGCGAACAAUGUGGAGGCGGCACCGCACCACCACCAACACCAUCAUCACCCGUUCAGUCACCACCAGCUUCAUCACAACGGAACCAGCCAUCCUCAGCAGAACCAGCAGAACCAUAGUAGCAGUAAUCACCACCACCAGCCGAAUGGCGGCAGCAGUCCGGAAACAGGCUACUCCGUACCGACGCCGAUAGCCUUCCGGCAGAGCCCGUCUACUGUGUGGGUCUUUCCACCGUUACCACCGCAACCGAACAUCUACAACGCCAGCAGUCAGGACGCGUUAGUACAUAACGAGAAGACCGGCUUCAAGGGACUGAAACGUCAGCUGUCCGGUCGGUUCAAGCGUCUGGUAUCGCGGAAAACGCACGAACCUGCCCCAGUCAUACCGCCCGAGCUGAAACCCCAGCUCAAGACGAUCUACGUGUAUUAAUCAUAAUGAUUUCCAUACGGUUAGCA
Messenger RNA from Anopheles marshallii, 1007 nucleotides. Its product is annotated as histidine-rich protein PFHRP-III. Lineage: Eukaryota; Metazoa; Arthropoda; Insecta; Diptera; Culicidae. The record is from RefSeq and is a predicted model, not a curated record. The transcript has 7 exons. Bases 1 to 981 code for a protein of 326 amino acids.